UCAAUCCACAUCCACAUACUUUGUAUUUCUAUCGUAUCGUCCUGUGCACCCUUCUUAUCAUUACUUUACAACUCAAAAUGGAGGGCCAAACCGGGUUUCAACCAGAUAAAACUGGUGAAUCGUUUUCGCAGGGAGGCUUCCAACAGGAAGGCUUCCAGCAAGGAGGUUUCCAGCAAGGAGGCUUUCAGCAGAGCGGACUCCAACCCGAUUCCAAUAAGGGUUUCCAGCCACAGGGCCGUCAAGAAGUGCGAGUCGACGCUGCAGAUCUUGAGGCUCUUCGAAAGUCGAUUGAGGGUGCAAAGGAAAAGCUUCAAGAGGCCGAAAGCCUUUGCAGACUUCUGUUGCAUCUGGAGGUUGCUGAGGAGCCAAUCGGGGGUAUUGCCCUCUCCGGCAGUAAGGUAGGUCAACCCAGCACGGAGCUUGCCACUGCUUUUGACGCUAGUAUUGCUAUCGUGGAGGAGAUCAAGAAGGAGGUCGCCAACCAGCAGAAGCUUAGCUCGGCAAAGACGGAUCCAGCUUCUAUCAAGAGGUGGCAAGAUGCCAUUACCAAGGCGAAGCUCACUGUCACCAAACUUGAGGCUACAGCGAAGUCGUUUCCUGGCUCCUCCUCUAACGCACCCAAGAUGAAUAACAUCUCUGUGGAUAAGAAGGACAACAGUGCCGUCACUGCCGCCCUGAGCACUGCUACUGAGAAGCUUGCCCUCAACCAAAAGGCCCUUGAGACCGCCCAGGCCAACUACACCAAGGCUGUCGAAGCUGCCGCGGAGGUUCAGAAGAGGUUGACUGGUAUUCAGACUAAGCUCAAGGGCAUCGAGAUUGCUGGCGCAGCCCUUGAGCGUGUCAAGGAGAUCUUGAUUGAAUGCAUCGCGAUUCUUGUCGAGCUCAAAGUUCAGAUCAGCAAGCUGACUACCUUCUUUAAUGCUCUUUCUACCAUGGUCAAGGUCAUCAUUGAGACCAAGGUAAAGAACUUCGACACUGAUGCCACUGCCAUUGGUCAGGAGGCUUCUCAGAGGGGUUUGCUGAAGCUAAAUGAUCUCGAUAUUGAGACCAUCUACAUCUCAACCCUGCAGAUCAAAGCGUAUUUUGAUCUUCUCCAGAUGAUAUGCCAGAUGUAUACCACUGUGCACGCCCAAUACGUCAACCCGGGCCUCGAUCUUCUCACGGAACUAAGCAAAGUGACAAAGACUGCUGAAGAGAUCGCUCCCAAGCGCGAUCAGCUCAACAGCUUCACAGAUGCUGCGCAUAAGGCUAUAAAUGAGCUUGUUGCCCAGAAGCAGCAGGAAAUCUCGGACGGGCUUCAGAGCCGCAUCGACGCUAUUGCGGAGCAAACAGACAUGCUGCACAAGGUCGGCGUUCCCAUGCCUGCGGCUGGCAUCAUCCAGGCUAUGAGGACUGGCGGUGAAGUAAUCCAGGAUGCAGUGAAGGGUAACCUGCCCACCGGUAUGCGUGUAGAGCAGAAUGCAGACGCUUUGCAUCCGACUUCUAAGUGGAGUAUCCGAGUUACUAGAUAG
Fusarium oxysporum Fo47 is the source of this 1511-nucleotide messenger RNA. RefSeq lists its product as uncharacterized. NCBI's taxonomy places the organism in Eukaryota, Fungi, Ascomycota, Sordariomycetes, Hypocreales, Nectriaceae. The transcript has 5 exons. The coding region runs from base 78 to 1511 and encodes 477 amino acids. The record is from RefSeq and is a predicted model, not a curated record.